GACAACAAUAAUGAUGACGUGAGAUACUUAUAAGGUAAUAUUUGUUCUUCAGUCUUAAUUCAUCCGUCGAUCAACAGUUACACAGUGUAGUGAAAAAUGUACAAAGUUGUUAUAUUAAUCGCAAUUUGUUUCGCGGCAUGCCAUGCAGCCCCAGGCGGUGUAUUCUGCGGCGAAACCCCAAAAAAUCUUUUCCGAUGUCUCACCGCCCCAUUAUUGGUAAGCGAUGAAGCGACGACGAAAUGCAGGUCCACUUCCGGUCAGUGCGAGAGAAUCAAUUGCUUGUUCCGUGAAUCGAAAUGGUGGUCGGGAGAUGCGGUGGACAAAGUGAAGUUCGCGACUUUCUUGAACGAGUACGGGAAGAAGAACCCUCAGUGGGUGCCGACUAUUGAGCACGCGAAGACGGCCUGCCUCGGAGAGACCCUGAAGCCGCAGGGGACCGACCUCAACUGUCCCACCUUUGAUAUCACCCACUGUGUGUAUGUCAGCUUCAUUAGGUUCGCCUCGGCAUCGUCAUGGUCUACAGCUGACGACUGUAGCAACGCCCGCGAGUUUGCUCGCUCUUGCCCCGUGUGCCCCACCGACUGCUACGCCACCGCCAUCCCCAUCGGCUCCUGCAACGCAUGCUAUUAUGGACCUACAUCUUCUUAAAAAAACCCCUAAAAUUAAUGUAAACUAAAACCCUCCUUUUUCUUCUCCAUGUGCCUUUUCGAAACUGAACUUUACGAAAUUGAACGCUAACUUUGAGUAAUUUAAUACAUUUUAAGAUUGUUUUAUUGAUGAAAAAGUCGGCAGGGUCUAUAUGCUAUCAAAAAUAUAUGUUUCUGUAAAAAUGUUACUGUCUCAUAGUGUAUUAGGUUGACUUAUAUGUUUAAGUGCCCACGACUCGACGAUUACAUUUCUUAGCGCGGGUUUCUUUUUGUCUUCAAACUGAAGAGGACAAAGUUGUAAAAGUAUCGUUAGUUUCGCGAUUAAAAUAAUUAAAUGACUA
Molecule: messenger RNA, 988 nt
Organism: Trichoplusia ni (cabbage looper)
Lineage: Eukaryota; Metazoa; Arthropoda; Insecta; Lepidoptera; Noctuidae
Exons: 5
Coding region: 97-648 (183 amino acids)
Source: RefSeq, a predicted model, not a curated record